Molecule: messenger RNA, 815 nt
Organism: Rubroshorea leprosula
Lineage: Eukaryota; Viridiplantae; Streptophyta; Magnoliopsida; Malvales; Dipterocarpaceae
Source: the annotation of a GenBank genome assembly
GUGUUAUUUCCUGCUAUUAAUCAUUUCACUCUUUUGGAGCGGCGAAAGGAUAUUUUAGUGCAUCAUUGAUUCAUUCUUAUCCUGGAGAUCCUUUAGUGAUUCUCUGUAGUCUGUACUGUUCACUUUUUCAGGGGGAAUAAAGAGGGGGGAGAAUGGGCGUUCUGGAUCAUGUUUCUGAUCUCUUCGAUUGCUCCGGCGACGGUCCGAAGCACAAACGUAAGCAGUUACAGACAGUUGAGCUGAAGGUCAGAAUAGACUGUGAAGGAUGUGAGCACAAAGUGAAGAGAGCCUUGGAAGGUAUGAAAGGGGUGAAGGAAGUAGAAGUGGAGCGCAAGGCUAACAAAGUGACGGUGGUUGGUUACGUGGAGCCGUCGAAGGUGGUUGCGCGCGUCCAGCAUCGGACGGGGAAGAAGGCGGAGUUAUGGCCCUACGUUCCUUACGACGAGGUGGCCCACCCAUACGUCCCUGGGGUUUAUGACAGGAAGGCACCUGCUGGGUACGUCCGAAAUGCUUCCUUUGAUCCACAAGUGUCGCAGCUCGCACGGGCUAGCUCAACCGAAGUGAGAUACACAACCGCCUUCAGUGACGAAAAUGCCAAUGCCUGUGCUAUUAUGUGAUGAUCAUCAGUGUUUCUUUUAUUGAAGAUGGUACUGUAUUGUAUUGUAUUGAAUCUAUGUUGUUGUACUAGUUUAAACUUGUGAUAAUAUUCCGUGGAGAAUAGUAGUUUGUUGUAAUCUGCUUCAAGUUUUGAUUUGUGCCAGUGUCAAGAUUUAUUUACAAUAUUAAGCAACUCUUAAUUAAGUUUUUUCUAAUAU